Messenger RNA from Nicotiana tabacum (common tobacco), 843 nucleotides. The record is from RefSeq and is a predicted model, not a curated record. NCBI's taxonomy places the organism in Eukaryota, Viridiplantae, Streptophyta, Magnoliopsida, Solanales, Solanaceae.
AUGACAAAUUUUCAUCCAGAGCAAUUCUUUCUGUUCUCAUGGGAUAUUCGUCCACUCAAAAAAGGGUAUAUUCUAUAUGAUCUUUCCUCGAAAACAUUCCUAGUCAACAGGAAUGCUACAUUUCAGGAAGACAUAUAUCAUUUCAAGCAUAUAAAGCAAAUCAUUAAUCUUGUGUUUCUUGUGUUGGAGUUUAUUCCUGAUGCUAUUGACAACUUAGUUCAUCCUCUCACAGUUCCUCCAAGUGUGAGACAGUCCCCACCAAAAACUUCAGUAGAUGUCAAUGAAGAUGAUCACUGUCAUGUUCGAAAUACAACUGAAGUUCCAACUACAAGUGAAAAUACUGUAGUUGAUCCUCUGAGUUCACAUAAACUUAGAAAAUUUUCUAGAAGUAACAGACCACCUAUAUGGCUACAGUACUAUGUGGUUCACUCAAAAGGAUCCAAAUGUGCCUAUCCAAUCUCAGCUCAUGUAUCCUACUCACACGUAUCUCCAUCUUACAGUCAAGUCUUAUCAGCUUACUCUAUAUGCACUGAACCUCAAACAUUCUUAGAGGCAGACAGAAAUCCUCAGUGGGUUGAAACUAUGAAAUUGGAGAUAGCAACUUUAGAGUAUAACCACACCUGGAGUGUUAUGGAUCUGCCUCCUGGAAAGAAACUUAUUGGUUGCAGGUGGAUAUUCAAGAUCACGCAUAAGGCAUCUGGGGAGAUAGAGAGAUUCAAGGCAACAUUAGUAGCCAAAGGCUAUAGUCAAAGGGAAGGCUUAGACUACAGUAAAACCUUCUCACCAGUAGCUAAGAUGGUCACAGUUAGGUCCAUUAUUGUACUUGCAGCUUCAAAACAAUGA